GAUAGGUGGUGUUACAGGGUAUAACAAUCCUACCCUAUCUCCAGGGAGUCGAGGAGUUGACUUCUUAACACUGCAACACAAGCCCAGUCUCUGGACAACAGACUGUGAAACAUGUUUGUAUAGGUCUAAAGACUGUCCAUUAAUGUGGUGAUAUUCCUGUGUCAAACCCGUUACAUCUCCAGCUAUCAAUGGAUAGCCUGAUUUUAUAUGGCUGAGUGUACAGAAUAUAUUGGUAAACCUGAUUCUGACGAUGAAACCUGAAAUCCCAUGUUUGAACAUUGCUACAGUGUGUAACAGCAUCUGUUGAAGUGUCUGUCAGUUGUCCAACUGUGGGUAUUGCUUGUGUGUGCUACUGGGUGACUGCUGCCACAAUAGACAUGUCCUACCACCAGCACAGCCGCCGAGUGUCGCCGAGUGUCGUGUAAAGUGGUGAUUACUAUGUAGCGACCUGUCACACCAGUUGGCUGGAUGAUCACACGUGUACAGAAUACAAAAAUCUUCAGGUCUAUCCAGCUCACGUAAAACAAUCAGGGGACAGUCGUACGCUGGAUUUCUGUCACACAAUUCCUGUGUCAUCCCCAUUAUCAUUGUACCAUAUGUCAGCAUCCAGCGCAAUAAUUGUGAUGUAGCAUUCGUUGUGUGACUGAUGUUUGUGAUGUAACAUGCGUCGAGUGACCAUGACGUUUGUUACAUGAUGUUAAGAAUUGUGAUGUUAAAAUCUGUGCUGUGUGCAUAGCGUGGACAUGUGCAUGUUUUCAACAUGACAACUUAAUUGUCCUUUGAUGACACAGAUUUACUCAUGUUUUGAAAUACGGAUUAGUUGUGUCGUAAAGACCAAUAAAGGGAAGUGAAGCAAGUGUUACUUCUUUAUAUGUGGAUCUUAAGAUGAGACGCCAGGAUACUACCUCAAGCUCUGCUUCCUUCAAGGGUUCUACAACUUCCCAGUCAGGGUCGUUCACGGACAACGACCAGGAUAUGGACAAGGUAUACCGCCGUUACCGGGAGACGCUGAUGAACUCGUCGCGUCUGGUCGAUGAGGGUGGAACUGACAUGGAUGGUGACUGCUUAGGUAUGGGUGUCAUACGUAAGGAGGUCGACCUGACAAAUGAUGAAAAGCAGUACCUAUUGGCAGUGGAGCGUGGUGACAUACCAAGCACACGACAAUACCUCAGUGUUGGCACUCAAACUGGACUCAACAUCAACUGUGUCGACCCUCUAGGGAGAACAGCACUUCUUGUUGCUAUUGAGAAUGAAAAUAUUGAAAUGAUUGAAUUGUUGCUAAGUUACCAUGUAGAUGUUGGGGAUUCACUUCUUCAUGCUAUCAACGAAGAAAAUGUGGAGGCCGUGGAAUUGUUACUCAACCAUGAAUACUCUCUGAAAGGAGAGGAGGCUCUCCACCAGUCUGUUCCCUCCAGCUCCUUCUCCCCGGAUAUCACGCCUAUCAUACUUGCUGCACAUAGAGACAAUUAUGAAAUCAUCAAACUGUUGUUGGACCGAGGCUAUCGGAUCCCCAAACCACAUGAUGUGCGCUGUAUAUGUAAAAAAUGUUUAAAUGGCAGUGAUGAGGAUAGUCUUCGUCACUCGCGAUCGCGCAUCAAUGCGUACCGUGCUUUAGCGAGUCCGUCCCUCAUUGCUCUGUCUAGUAAAGAUCCCAUCCUUACGUCCUUUGAGUUAAGCCGCGAAUUGAAAAGACUUAGCAAACUUGAAAAUGAAUUCAAACUGGAUUAUGAAAAGUUAGCUAAAAAGUGUAAAGAAUUUGCUGUUGAUUUAUUGGAGCAAACACGAGGUUCAAAGGAAUUAGAGAUUAUCUUAAAUCAUGACAUUGGUAAUCAUGGAGUUACUCCCCCUGAACAGGCAGACCCUCCCGCUGAGGAAAAAGUGAGGCUCUCCAGACUGAAGCUAGCUAUUAAGUUCAACCAGAAAAAGUUUGUUGCUCAUCCCAACUGUCAACAGUUACUAGCCUCUAUCUGGUAUGAGGGCCUGCCAGGAUUCCGUCGUCAUAGCAUCAUUCGCCGUCUGUUUGUUACAUCGCUCAUUGGAAUUAUGUUCCCUUUUUUGUCUUUAUUCUACCUUGUUGCACCAAAGAGCGGACCAGGGAAACUGCUCCGCAAACCUUUUAUAAAGUUUAUAUGCCACAGUGCUUCGUACCUGACAUUUCUAGUGUUACUUAUACUGGUGUCCCAGAGGGUUGAGAUCCCCUUCCCCUGGGCAACCAAGUUGGAGCCAGUGUCUGACAUUGAUAAGAUCAGCCAGGAAGUACGGGGUGCACCUGCCACUAAUGUAGAGUGGAUGAUCCUUGCCUAUGUCGCAGGUCUGGUGUGGGCCGAGGUGAAGCAGCUAUGGGAUGAGGGUGCCCAUGAAUACGUCCAUGAUAUGUGGAACAUUCUCGACUUCGUCACAAACUCCCUGUACAUCGCUACAUUGACGCUUCGUGUAAUAGCGUAUCUACAGGUCCAGCAAGAAAAAAACGAGGGUAAAGCAUCAGCAAAUCUCCAGCGGAAAGAUUGGAAUGCGUAUGAUCCUAAUCUGAUUGCCGAGGCCUUGUUUGCUGCAGCCAAUAUAUUUAGUUCUUUAAAACUGAUUUACAUGUUCACUGUAAACCCCCACCUGGGGCCUCUUCAGAUCUCACUUGGUCGUAUGAUUGUGGACAUUAUGAAGUUUGCUAUAGUGUACAUGAUGGUGCUCUUCUCCUUCUCCUGUGGUCUUAACCACCUCUACUGGUACUAUGCAACACUCCGGGAGAAGGAAUGCAAGAUUUACAAAAUACAGGCGUCAUGUGAUAGGCGCUACAAAAGUUUCGCGAAUCUGUUUGAGAUCAUCCAGAGUCUAUACUGGUCAAUAUAUGGACUAGUAGAUUUGGAGCAUGCAGAGCUGGAGGAACCCCACGAGUUCACCGAGUUCAUUGGGAAGCUGAUGUUUGGUAGCUACAGCUGGAUAGCAUUAGUGGUCCUGCUGAACCUGCUUAUAGCUAUGAUGAGCAACUCCUACCAAAAUAUAUCAAGCCAGGCAGAUGAAGAGUGGAAGUUUGCACGGUCCAAACUAUGGAUCAGUUAUUUUGAAGACAGCGGCACCUUACCUCCACCGUUUAAUAUAAUCCCCUCCCCAAAAACUUUUUACUACCUUCUCUUGUGGUUCAAAUCUAAACUAUGUGCCUGUUCCAAACAACAGAAGAGAAGUCGUUGGCAGAGUAUACGUAAAAUUGUAAAGAAGAUAAAUGAGAGAGAAAUAAGAUAUCAGGCUGUGAUGAGGGACCUUAUAAAACGCUACAUCAUGCAAAAACAGCGAGGUCCGGAGCGAGGAGAAGGAGUUACAGAGGAUGAUGUCAGUGAAAUUAAACAAGACAUUUCUUCAUUUCGUUAUGAGCUUUUAGAAAUUCUCCGCAGCAACGGGAUGAAGACACCAAAUCCUAACCAGCCCAAGCCCACGAAUCGGCGAAGGUUGAGUUCCCGUAAACGUAGUCAGAUGUUGAACCGGUCCUUUGGGAAGGGGAUGUCUACAGGGUUUCCCAGUAAUGGAUGCCUUGACUUGGGAUCUAAACCUACCACGCCUACAUUUGGAAAUGGAAGCACCAUCCCAGAUACCAUAGUAGAAGAAAGUGUAAUGGACACAACAAAUACCCUCGGAGUGGAAAUGUUGGGUCUACCAUCACUCUCACCCUCCCCGAGUACCUCAAACCUCAUUGAUCUCUCCCCGGAGGCCUGGGGACAGAGUGGGUCGGCCUCGGGACAGAGUGGGUCGGCCUGGGGUCAGAGUGGGUCAGUAUCAAACCGCAAACAGAAGGCCUCCUUACACCUACAGGCUCUCCGUACGGAUGAAGGACUCGGGGAAUCUAUUGACCUCAACUCGGAGCACAGUAACUAUAGUCCUAAACUGGCUGAUAAAUUUGAGGCAGACACUCAGAGACCAUCCAAGCAUGAGCGCAAUUCAAAGUCUUACCUUGACCCUGAUUUUUCCAUGUUGUCUAAUUGUAGUCCAGGUGAAGGUCACACAGAUAGGUCAGGAAAGCGUGUCACAUUUUUAUGAUUGUAAAUACAUGUAGCUGUUUAGCAGAGAUAUGUUUUCAUGAUUUGAGAGGAAUCUAAUAUUUCUGUUUUUACAAAUAAUUUUAUGAAUAUAUUAUCCAUACAGUUGUACCAUAUAAACAACCCAUACAUUUAUGUCAUACUGAUACCCAUUUUAUACAGCUAGGGUAUAUAUCACACAGAUACCUCAUACAGGUAUCUCACACAGCUGUAUCAUACAUAUACCACAUACAGCUGUAUCACACAGAUACCACACACAGAUUUAUCACAAAGAUACCACAUACAGCUGUGUCACACAGAUACCAAACACAGAUUUAUCAUACAUAUACCACAUACAGCUGUAUCAUACAUAUACCAUACACAGAUUUAUCACACAGAUACCACAUACAGCUGUAUCAUACAUAUACCACACACAUAUUUAUCACACAGAUACCACAUACAGCUGUAUCAUACAUAUAUCAUACACAGCUGUAUCAUACAGAUACCACAUACAGCUGUGUCAUACAGAUACCACACACAGCUGUAUCAUACAGAUACCACAUACAGCUGUAUCAUACAUAUACC
Messenger RNA from Mizuhopecten yessoensis (Yesso scallop), 4586 nucleotides. RefSeq names its product transient receptor potential-gamma protein-like. Gene Ontology annotation, cellular component: cation channel complex; membrane. Gene Ontology annotation, molecular function: store-operated calcium channel activity; protein binding; inositol 1,4,5 trisphosphate binding. Gene Ontology annotation, biological process: manganese ion transport; calcium ion transmembrane transport; regulation of cytosolic calcium ion concentration. The record is from RefSeq and is a predicted model, not a curated record. NCBI's taxonomy places the organism in Eukaryota, Metazoa, Mollusca, Bivalvia, Pectinida, Pectinidae. The transcript has 12 exons. The coding region runs from base 886 to 4023 and encodes 1045 amino acids.